UGGACAGAUCCUCCAGCCGGGUGUCAGGCUGUGGGAGACAGCGUUCCCACGCCCCCUGGACAGUCUGGGCAAUAUCUCCAGCAGGAGAAGGAGCAGCUGAUCAUGAGGAUGGGAGAUGAGAUCAAACGACUGUGUGAGUUUGAAAGCGAGUCCAAGCGUAAAGACUCCACCAUGGCCCAGCUGAGGAAUGAAAUGGAGUCACUGCGCCAGGCGGCCACACACACAGGGACAGACAGCAGCCAGCACAACCUGGAGAUCAGCCAGAAACUUCUGACCCUUGGCUGUGACAUCGAGGCCAAGACAACGGAAAUUGAAGCUCUGAAAGAACAGAUCAACAAUUUUGAAAAGGGAUCGAAUGAGAUUUUGAUUCACUCCCUGAAGGAGAAAGACCUGGAGAUUAUCCAGCUCAGAAACGAAACCAAAAACCUCAAGAGAAACAAUAACAUGACCUCAGGGCUGGUGACCAGCCUCCAGAGAGAUCUCGCUGCUCGGCAACAGCAAGUCCAGCGGGCAAUCUCUGAGGCUGAGACACUGCGGAGAAAGUUGAGUGAGAAGGACAGUCAGCUGGCAGCCAUGUCUGCCAAGUUUUCCAGAAUGAAGGAAUCGCGGAAGAUCAACGAUGAGGUGAAGGUCAGAGAAUCAGAGUUGGUGACACUCAGACAUACAGUGGAGGAGCUGAAGGCUGAGGUGCAGGUUUACCGUGGAGAGCUGGAGAGUGUCAACACCUUGCGAGCUGAGGAGAAGCGGAUUCAGGAGUGGCAGCGACAGGAACUGGUGACGAGCCGCCAGCAGCUACAGGCCACAGAGCGGGGGGAGCGACUGCUCAGAGUUCAACUGCAGCAAACCCAGGCCAGGCUGGAGAGAUUCCGAAGUCGGAUCAUCCAGACCACGUACUGUGCCCCUGGAGUCCCAGCUCCUCGAGAGUUGCUCACGGAUCAACAGGUCCUCGAGCAGAUGAAGCAGAUCAUCGCCGAGAGAUCCGAGUUCCAGGAGGCGCUGCAGCAGAUUCGGCAUCAGCGGGAGUGUGAGGAGUGUGAAGGCCAGGAACGUGAGGAGCGGGAAUGCUGGGAACGACAGGAAUAUGAGGAACAGGAACGUGAGGAUCGGAAACGUGAAGGGCGGGAACGACGGGAACUUGAGGAGCUGGAAUGCCGGGAGCAGGAGGAGAGGAACACCAGUGUGGAACGGCUGAGGAGUGCACUAGAGGAGAGCCAGAACCGCGUGGAUCAGAUGCCGAGCAGCGCGGAGGAGGUGGAGGAACCGUGUAAGCACAGUCUGGAGGAGAAGACCAGGAUGGAGUUGGCUGAGGCUGGGGACCGUCUCCGGACACAGCAGGAUGUGAUCGAGGGGCUGAGACGGCUCCUCGUGACAGCGAACGCCAGUAUGUCAGACCUGGCAGGUGAGCUGAGUGAGAAGCAGAAGGAGGAGCUGGAGGAGCAGCGACGACUGAGUGAGCUUCAGGCCCAGGCGCUCAGCUCCCUGCGCAAACAGCUGGCCCGCACUGCCCGGCUGCUGGGGGAGAAGGAGCAGGAACUCCAGGAGGUCAACAUGCGGCUGAGGAAGCGUGAGGAGAGUCUGGAGGAGGUGAGACAGGCAGUCGGCGAAAAGGCAGCCGAAUGCCGGAAUUUACAGGACGCACUGAGCCAGGGACAAAGUCCCCUAAAGCAGCUUCACACAAAUACUGAGGAGCCACUGGCCUCUGAGCUGUCAGUGCUGGGGUUAGAGUGCAAAGGUCGCCGGCACGAAGAGGUCAUUCAGCGACAGCGGGCUGCGCUGGCGGAGCUGCGGAGCAGGAUGACAUCCGUGGAGCAGACGUGUGCAGCAAGAGACCCCCAGGAAAAGGAGCGAGGGGCAGGGGCCGGGAGCCCACCGAGCUGGGGCCACAGUGGCGAGGCACGCGGGAACCAGGAGAAUCUCAGACUUGCCUCUGUCACUAUCUCAGAGGCUUCCAUUGAGAGGACUUUACGGUUGGAAAUGUCAGAGGCCCUUGAUCUCAGUGAGAUGACGUACCUGGAUAUGGUGAAGGUUCUCUCCAAAGUGCUCAACAUGACGGAGCUGUCGAGAUCACUCUCCAUGAAGCACAUCCCUCGGGAUGAGAGGGAGAAGCUGGGGACGCAGCGGAGGAGAGACUUGGAGAUGUUGAGCAGUCAGAUCAGCCAGCUACAGACACAGCUGGAGAGGAAGGAAGAACUGCUGCAGGCCUACGAGAAGGACCUGGAACAGCUGAGGCAGCAGCAGGUGGUUGUACACACACAGAGAUAUGAGGUUGAGCGAUUACAGACAGAGUUACAGAGGCAAAUUGAGGAGAAUGGGCUGAUCAGAGAGUCGCUGAGGCAAGCUCAGGCCCGCCUGGACCAGGAGAAGAGGCUCAAUAAAGCCAUCAAACAGCGCAAGACCUUCCACCUGGAGCAGCUGGAGAAGCAAGGGACAAAGCUGGUGUAUCACACCUGUGUGCAGGACGUGUUCGGCCAGGCUCCAGCCAAACAGAAGGCGAUGGAGGAGAAGCUGAAGAGGAAAGGUUACGAGAUCGAGAAGCUGAAGAAUGAGCUGAGGAAACAGGACCAGGAGCUGUGUCACACCACCAGCCAGCUCGUCAACCUGCAGCUCGCCUCGCGGAUGAUAGGGAGACAGAAUCCAGAGGAGUGAGACACAUCGGGAUUCUCGGAAUCCAGCCUCCAGCCGUGCGCAAUUAGCUGUCAUGUUUCUUCAACAAAAUAUACAGU
Messenger RNA from Callorhinchus milii (elephant shark), 2723 nucleotides. Its product is annotated as forkhead-associated domain-containing protein 1. The coding region runs from base 103 to 2646 and encodes 847 amino acids. The record is from RefSeq and is a predicted model, not a curated record. The transcript is spliced from 21 exons. NCBI's taxonomy places the organism in Eukaryota, Metazoa, Chordata, Chondrichthyes, Chimaeriformes, Callorhinchidae.